Molecule: messenger RNA, 788 nt
Organism: Hibiscus syriacus
Lineage: Eukaryota; Viridiplantae; Streptophyta; Magnoliopsida; Malvales; Malvaceae
Exons: 5
Coding region: 30-758 (242 amino acids)
Biological process (GO): chloroplast organization; thylakoid membrane organization
Cellular component (GO): chloroplast
Source: RefSeq, a predicted model, not a curated record
UUUGUAUCCAAGCCCCGAUCCAUUGGCUUAUGCUUCUCCAUGCCCAAUUUUCUAGUUUCCACGUCCAUAAAACAGCAGCCAUUAAAGUCGGCAAAUUGUAUGCAUUCUUAUACCCCUGCGCCAUUUAUUUGAGUCCCGUUCUUCGUCUUCUUUGCAAUUCCCAGUUCUCGUUCCUUCUUAAAGUCGGCAACUUUGCUUUCUUUGGCCUAUCGUAUCCAGCAGCUUCUUCAAGGUUUUGUUCUUAUCCGAAUAGCCUUUGUUGUUAUUGUCUGCAAAUGUUGACUGCUAGUGUUACUGCAUCCUUGCCGCCUUCAUUAUCUAAAGGACAUUGUUUAGAGCAGCAAGUUAAACGCCAUGGCUGCUGUGGUGCCGAUGGAAUUCCCGCACGAAUUCGGCCAAGGGGACUUGGCUUGCACUUACAACCUGUUGUUGGAAGACGUAGAAACCAAUAUUUAUCCAUUAUAUGUGCAGCUGCUGCUUUGAAUGCAACAUGCAGUGCAUCGGGGCAAACUCAAACCAUUACUCGGGAAGCACCAACGAUCACCCAAGCUCCUGUUCACUCAAAGGAGAAGUCGCCGCAGCUGGAUGAUGGUGAUUCUGGGUUUCCACCCCGUGAUGAUGACGGUGGCGGCGGCGGAGGGGGAGGCGGUGGGGGCAACUGGUCAGGCGGAUUUUUCCUUUUCGGAUUUCUCGCAUUUCUAGGCUUCUUAAAGGAUAAAGAAAGCGAAGAAGACUACCGCGGCAGUCGAAGAAGAUGAUGAGGGAAACUGCUGAUUGAAAACAGUUUU